UGGUGCUGAAACACCCAAAACCAAAUGACCAUCGGACAAACAUCGUGACUUUGGCUCCUGAUCUGAACUUUUAUUACUUUUUAGACUUUGUGCAGACAGAGCGGCGGAGUGGUUUGACGGGCAGUCGAGGUUGCAGCAGGCAGAGGGAGACGGUGGAAGGUAAAGCAGGGAGGCAGCAUCAUGGCGGACAGAGACAGUGGCAGUGACCACGGAGGGCCCACCGCAGGCCCCGGCUCGCUGCCCCCGGGUGCGAUGGGCGCCAUGUCCCGGCUGCAGCACGACACCGAGGAGCUCGCCUCCAAGCGCGUCGACAUCCAGAACAAGCGCUUCUACCUUGACGUGAAGCAGAAUGUUAAAGGCCGCUUCCUAAAGAUAGCCGAGGUCGGGGCUGGGGGAAACAAGAGCCGCCUCACUCUCUCCAUGUCGGUUGCCGUGGAGUUCCGCGAUUAUCUUGGGGACUUUAUCGAACAUUACGCCCAGCUGGGCCCGACCAACCCGGACAUGGUGCAGGAUGAGCCCCGGCGGGCGCUCAAGAGCGAAUUCCUGGUGCGAGAGAAUCGGAAAUAUUACAUGGAUCUGAAAGAGAACCAGAGGGGGCGGUUCCUGAGGAUCCGACAGACCGUUAAUCGGGGGCCCGGCUUGGGAAGCGCGCAAGGCCAGACCAUCGCUCUGCCGGCGCAGGGUCUCAUCGAGUUCCGCGACGCUUUGGCCAAACUCAUCGACGACUACGGCGUGGACGAGGAGCCGGCGGAGCUCCCGGAGGGCACCUCGCUCACGGUCGACAACAAGCGUUUCUUCUUUGACGUGGGCUCCAAUAAGUACGGGGUCUUCAUGCGGGUCAGCGAGGUGAAGCCCACGUAUCGGAACUCCAUCACGGUUCCGUGCAAAGUGUGGUCCAAAUUCGGCAACACCUUCUGUAAAUAUGCGGAGGAAAUGAGGAAGAUCCAGGAGAGGAGUAGAGAGAAACGGGCCUCCGAACUGGUACCUGAGGGCCCGCACGGCGGAGACGACGGCGACGAUGACUGACGCGGAUUUUGUAAGAGAGCAGAAAUGAAACAACAAAGACAAAACUGAACUCUUGAGAGAAAAACGAGACUUUUAACUGUAAAAUAGAAAGAGAAAUUUCCAAGGGAAUCACCCCACACGCACAACCUCCACAGACAUGGCAGCACCUCUGCUCUCUCCUCGCUCAUUUUACUGGAUGUCACCCCCACUUACCACCCAUGUAACAGUAAGCUGCUGCUAUCAAGGAUUGAACUGUAAGAUAUGAACUGUUUCCUGUUUGAUUUAAAUGACAAUGAACAGAGUGUUUAUAUCUCUAUCAAACAACAGAUUUUGCACACAUCAAAGCUAUUUCGAGAAGAAAAGAAAAAAAAUGUUUAAAUGUUUUCAAACUGGUCAUAUGCUAAGAUUUAAUCAAACAUAAAACCAGAGGUCUAUUAUAUAAAAUGACAGUCUUCAUGUAGAACGAAUAUUUGACAUCAGCACAAAGAGAAUAUAUUAUGGACUUUAUGAAACCAAAAUCUGAUACCAGAUGUAUAGUUUAUUAUAAAGGUACGCAGAAUAAAUAUGAAAGCGCUCUAAAAAGUGUAUGAAUUGCAGAACGCAACAUACAGGCCUGUAAACACCUGUCAGCAUGCGUGUAGGCUCAUGUUUUGAAAAGAAGUUUGGCAAAGUAGGCUGUAGUCUUUAAUUUGACCUGAAACGUAGUAGGCUAAUGAGAGCAUUUCUAUCACGCCAUUAUGGAAAUGUUGAGACUCAAAAAUAAAUAGCCUAUUUUGUGCGCCUCAAACAAAUGGGAUAAAUCUAUCUCUGAGCUACUAUAUUGAAUAUCAGCCCUCUUGCACCAUGUCCAUAUAAACUUAAAUGAAAAAAAGUGCUAACUUAGAUGUACUAAUUAUGAUUUUGUGAAUCAGCUGUAAAAAAAAAAAAAAAAAAUCCUUAUUAAGAUACCCACGUUUUCUGUGGGUUAAGUUUUUCUUUCUGUUACUUGGUUGUUUUUUCCUCUGGGGGGGUGGUGGGGUGGGGGAUGCAAAAGAAUAAGGUCCACUCGUGGGAGCGCAAGGCGCGGAAACAAAAAAACCCUAAAAAAAACAGAAAGACGCGUCAGCGCAGCGCGCGGCGAGGCAACGCAUCCUCUCUGACGUCAUUACGACCCGUGCCUUAUACACUCCACUCGUUUACGUGUUCUCACGUGGAUGGUCUGUGACCUCGACCGCUGUACGUUUUCAUUUUACGAGUGCUGUUACGUAGGCCGAAAUAUAUACUCACCAGGGCUGCGGGACUCACACCCCUGCGGUGCAUGGAGCAUGGGUGGCAAAAGUAAGCUGAAAGGCUGCCAGGAGCUUGUGAGGGGGGCCAACGGUGGUAGUGGGCAGAAACAGAGCUCCAAGCUAGAGCGGGCCCCUCAGAAAGAUGAGGUGCUGCCGUACGUACACUUUGGAAACAGGAAGGCAGGCGGGGUGGGUUGGGGGGGCCCCAGUGUGUUAUGGCACCCUGGAGCCCAGAAUCCCUAGCGGCACCCCUGGCCUGGUGGCCUCUCACAGAGUAGAGAUGUGUCUCCCUGGAACAGGAGAAGAACCCAAGAUGUACCGCCUGUGGCAGCGCUGGGUGUCAGCAUGGAGAUUCAUCUGGAGAUGUUACGGGUGGCUUUGCACACCAUAUGCACCAUGAUGUAAAAAAAAACAGAAAAAAAACAGCAACAACAAAAAAACAACAAAAUCAGGAGCGACUGGAUGAGGCUAUUCGUCAGAACUGAGAUGGAUGCUGUUAAAGAGCCAGGCAGUCAGCCAGCCAGGCGGGCCAGCCGGCCAGUCCCAUGCCAUCAGUCUGAGUGCAGUUCAGUGGAUGUAGAGGCCUAUCAGUGCAGGGCCAAGGCAGUAUCUAUCUCUAUAUGGUGCUACAGCCCCUUGAUCGCUCCACGGGGGCCUCGCCGCUCAGAAUAUGUCACUUUUGCAUUAUUUUUAUUCUGAUGCUCUUUAUUCUUUUUUCUUCUUCAAAGUUCUUUUCUCCACAUUAUGUUGUCCGAAACACGUCAGGUUCCUCCCUCCCAGGCAGAGAGGACUGACUAGUGUAGGACAUUUCAUAUUAGUGUGCAAUAUUGUGUACGUGCCAAUAGCGGCAUUGUAUCACGUGUAUAGACUAUUAAAAGACGAAAAAAUGUAUAGGCUAUGUGAUCAGUAGAUAUAUGAAAGCAUGACGAUGAGGUUGAUGCAUCUGCAUUAUGUUUUCCGAAAUGUGAAGUCUUUCUUCUCAAGCACUUACUCAAAGUGGAAAAAAAAGUCAGACUAGUAGUGAGGUAUUUUUUCCUGUCACGUUCUGUAAACCAGUAGGCUGCCUUGUCCGUCUAUCAGUGCGCGUAGAGUAGUUCGGGUGUUUUACGUCCCCCUACGGAGUCACCCCAGAGAAAAACCCUUUCCCUCCUCGUUCCUCCCCAAACACACACACACACUCACAUACACAGUGCAGACAGUCAACAAGCUCUGUCUCCAUGUCAGCCUCUCUGCAGUGGCCUACACUGAAGUUGAAUAGUAUCCUGGGGCUCGGGUCCAGGGGUGGCUAACACACACACACACACACACACACACAGUCGCUCACUGUCGAGGCCUCUUGUUGCUAUCUGACUGUUUGGGAGGCCUCUCAAGUAUUUUGAAUGGUGUCUAGAAUGGCACAAGGCCUCCUGUCAUUAGAAGCCAGGAAACUGUGUGUUUGGAGCUUGAGCACGACCCCCCUCUCGCCUGGGACGGCUGAUUGCAGGACAGGUGAACUACGAUUUGACUUUGGCUUGUCUGCGGUUUCACUUUAGUUAGGUGAUAGUGAUCGGGCACAGCAGACCCGAAGGACGGAGGAGUUUGUUGUUUUUACAAUGAGGAUCACAAUUCUCUCUCAUAUGGUCUGCUCCUCUUCUCAACUUGGGAUUCAAAGCGUAAAAAAAAAAGGCCCUGGCUCAUUGUCCGUGCAGCAGAACUUGUUCAAAUGCCCAAAUACACUCUGCUAGACACACAGUCCAUUCCUUCUUUUUGACCCGAUCGACCUUAUACCUUAUACCGACCUUACGGGCUUAUACUGAAGUGCUAGUUAACAAUCAAUAUGCUCCAAGUGGUUAGUUCACCUAUCAGCUUUAUAUAAAGCAGGCUGGCCAACAACAGCUAAUGCGACUGAGCCCGGUCACAGGCCCUGUCAGAGUGCCGUGCCACCUAGGUGGUAUGAAGGGGAAAUACAGACUGCAUGGAUUGCAGCUUUAGAGGCCUCGGCUGGAUAAAAGCUGCUAAUGUAGUUACAGCCUGGGCCUGCCAGACGUGGGAUAUCUGAGGCUAGACUGAAGCAGAAUUCCCCCAAGCACACCUGGGCUCAAAAGGUAUCAGAAGUCCUGUUGAACGCUUGCUUUAAAAAGUUGAUCUGUGUUUGAUUGGGCAUGCCUGUGGCAGCAGAGCCAAGAAAAAUGUUCCAGAAAAUCCCAUCUGUUCCAUGCAGGACGUUUUGGCCCAGGUUUGUCUCCGAGUGUUGGUGAAAGGCCCGAUGAAGCCUGGCACUGCACUGCAGGGGCUUACCGGCAGCAGCCUACCACGACCUACUGACCCGGCUGUCAGACAGAUCCAGUUAGGACUUUUCUCUCUGUUUUAGAGAAGAACAAGAAAUCUCUUUCCCCUCCUGAAGAGAUGACUGCAUGUCCUUACACUGCUCUGUGAAUUACAAAGAGCCCAUUUCCAUUAAACACACGUAGAAGCCAACUAUUACUAUGUGCCCGGCAAAGCACAUCUGAGGUCAAUCUGAGUUCAUCUUGAAUUCAACAUGAAUCUGGACUGUCUGUUGUGAUACAGCACUUAUUCCCCAAAGUGUUCUAGCUUUAAGCUUGAUUGAAUUUAGGCCUCCAGGAGGCUCAUGCUACAUGAAGACUGGAAAUACAACACUUCCUUUUCUCUUUUUCUCUUUCUCUAAUGGCCAAAUAUAAUGAGAGCCUGAACCUGCUCAAAUAGUUCACUUGGUGAAUGCCUCCCUUUGUGAAACGCACACAUUUUCUUAAAGAUUAAAAGAUGAGUCGUCUUGUUUUGUUACAGACUGUAAUCGCCAGGUGCUACUGGGUCAGUUGUGUUUUUAGUGCAGAAUGAUUUAGUUGUGAAACAUGACUCGUCCAUUUUGGGUCGUAGCUGCAUCUGCAUUACAGAGGAGGGGGGGCACUUGUGAUUUUGCUGAAAACAGUGUGAUCAAAUCUGAUUUCUCAGUUUAUGAGACCUCAUCCAGUGUCACAGCAAAACCUGGAGUGACCUUGCAGCCAUGUUGCACCCACAUUACACGGUCAUCCAUUUCUAGGAUUCAAAUGCAAAAUGGUAGGCAGACGUUGUUCGCUUUGUUUUCUGUGUAAAGCUUCAGUGGUCAAGCUGUGUGCUGUCCUCGGUGGCUCUGGCUAGGUUCAGUGUACAUGGGUGAUGUUGCACUGAAACUGUUAGUCAUUGACGAGAAUCGUGUUUUGAUUUAUUAUACAGCAGUAGCCAUCGUAGCAAUCCCUACUCAUGAUGUUACCCUGCCUUUUGUCUGUUAACGCUGCAGUGUCCAUUUAGUUAGGUGACCAGACCAUUUCUUACACGUUUAUUAAACUGAUGGGAACAGAAGAAGAAAAUUGUCAAAUUGUAGACGUAGCUCAAAAGCAGUAGCUACUUGUUGCAUGAACUCAAAGUCAGAUUGCUAUGAUGGCUCCAGCUGUAGGUUUCAUCUGCUUGUUCCUUCUGUCUUGAACGGGGAGAUUAUUCAUGUUUCUGACCGCAUCCAAACAGCAACAUGUACAUGACUUGUAACAGCAAAACUGAACUACCACAAGGUGUUCCAGACAACCAAAUCUGCUCUGUUCCUGGUUUCAGUGUUGUAGUCUUUCAUUGGCCAUUCAGAGUUCCUGGUUAAUCACACAGCCAAUCGCAGCCUCUGGUCAAAGCCAAGCACUAUAUGACUCAUCACAAACCACUGACAGAGGAGCUCAUUCAGCACGUCUUCUUGUUUGCACACGCACCGAGUAGUAGGGUCCAUCAUGUUUGCAGACUGUAUAGGCUACUGUUGUGUAUAGUUAUAAAGACGUUCUUUCAAAUGUUUUGAAGAUGUUGGGAAAUGGAUCCUGGAUUUUAAGGGGUGGGGUCAAUGCACAAUGAACAUAUCCCAUGUCACCGUUUGGUCUAAAUCCCUUUACCAUCCCCAUAUGAGAUAAUAUGUUGUAUCUUUAAAAAAUAUUUUAUCUGUGGCGUGUGUGUGUGUAUAUAUAUAUAUAUGGUUUGUUAUAUAUGAUGCUCCUCCUUUCAGAAAAAUAUAACAUGUAAACAGGAAAAACAUAUUGCUGUUUUUUUCCUUUGUAUUUUAUACUUACAGAAAGCAUUGAAUAAAAAUGGAUAAAUACUUGCACUUUAGAUAUAUUAAGAAAAAUAAAAAUCUGCAUAUUAUUUUUGAUAGGGAUCUCACAUUCAAAGAGUAUAAAUUACAGGCUUUGUGACUAUUGCUGGACAGAGAUGUAUUGAGUUCUACUUAUUGAAGUAUAUUUUGUCUGUGUGUCAGAAGGUUUACUAAAGUAAAUUGCAUGAUAAAGUAGUGCUACACCGAUAUUGUUCUUUUUUUUAGUUGGUAAAAAUGUCUGAAAACUGUGAUAACAACCCUCUUGUAUCAUGUUUAACCUCUCCUCCCCUCUUCUAGAAUAUUUCUUACUGAAAUAUGGCCUUUCCUGACUACAUGACGAUGGUGCUUACUUUGGCUUUGACAUCAAGCUCAUCCUAUACAUCUCAACAUCAUCAUAACUCGCGUCCUUACACUUCAUUACUUUCUGUUAUGUACUCUCACUACCUUAUUAAAUUUCCGUUGAUGGCAAAAAAAAGGUGUGCUGUUUUGUACAUUGCUGUUUGUUUUAAUGUUGGGGGAGCCUUGUUGUCUGAAAAAUGACUAAUCGCGCAAUAAAAAGUCAUUCCACA
This is a messenger RNA of Dicentrarchus labrax (European seabass), 6941 nucleotides long. It is a transcript of the gene purab, whose product is annotated as purine-rich element binding protein Ab. Gene Ontology annotation, cellular component: nucleus. The coding region runs from base 181 to 1026 and encodes 281 amino acids. The transcript is spliced from 2 exons. The record is from RefSeq and is a predicted model, not a curated record. Gene Ontology annotation, molecular function: purine-rich negative regulatory element binding; RNA polymerase II transcription regulatory region sequence-specific DNA binding; DNA-binding transcription factor activity, RNA polymerase II-specific. NCBI's taxonomy places the organism in Eukaryota, Metazoa, Chordata, Actinopteri, Moronidae. Gene Ontology annotation, biological process: regulation of transcription by RNA polymerase II.